AUGUCAUCAGGGCCGUUAGCACCUUCUCCAACAGAAGGACCAGCAUUGCAGCCGGAGAAUAAUUCUAAUCCUCAACGUUACACAUAUAGGUCUGGUGCUGUCUAUGAGGGUACCUUUGAUGGAACUAAGCGACAUGGCCGGGGCCAUUGGCGUCAUCCUGGCGGUGAAACAUAUGAGGGCGAGUACGUAAAUAACAAGCAAGAGGGUCUUGGUGUGUACUUGUUCACAGAGUCUGGUAAAUGUUAUUUGGGUCGAUGGAAGGAAGGUGAAAUGGAUGGAGAAGGGGUGUAUUAUUUUAACCAUGACCACAAUAUAUUCUAUGUUGGCGGCUACGCACAUGAUAAAAAGAAUGGUAACGGUUUUUACUGUUACGAAAACGGAAUUGUUACUUCGCAAGUGUGGGAUAAUGGGGUUUUACAAACAGAGACGGAGGCAACACCGCUGCAGCGUGUAGAGUGUGCAAUGAUGGUGGAAUCCAUCACUUCCGCCGUGCGUGCGGUAGCGCCGAAUGUAUUGGGCGUGCAGCCGCCGCCUUCUGAAGUGCGUACAUUUCAGUUCCCGUCUGGAGCUACUUAUACUGGUCAAUACUACGGUACGAAGAAACACGGUGUUGGUUAUUGGGUCCACCCAGAGGGAGACAGUUAUGAUGGACAGUUUGAAUCCAACAAACACAGUGGAUGGGGUGUCUAUGUUAUUGGACGAAGUGGAAAGAAGUAUGUGGGACACUGGGGUGAUGGUAAGAUGAAUGGAGUGGGGGUGUACUUUUUUAACCCACAAGAAACAGAGUACUUUAUUGGAUCCUAUAAGAAUGAUGUGAAACAUGGACGUGGACUUUACCACUUUGCAGAGAGCGGGAGUAAUAGGCUUCAACUGUGGGAAAAUGGUAGUAUUAGAGAUGAGGUAGAUGCAGAUGAGACUGUGGUGCAGCAAUAUCACGCAGCUAUGCAAAAGAUUAUUGAAAUUGUUAGGUCUUUUGCCCCACGGUAUGAACCUAUCUGCGCAAAGUAA
Trypanosoma theileri is the source of this 1008-nucleotide messenger RNA. RefSeq lists its product as uncharacterized. The transcript has a single exon. Bases 1 to 1008 code for a protein of 335 amino acids. Lineage: Eukaryota; Euglenozoa; Kinetoplastea; Trypanosomatida; Trypanosomatidae. The record is from RefSeq and is a predicted model, not a curated record.